Messenger RNA from Plectropomus leopardus (leopard coralgrouper), 1601 nucleotides. The record is from RefSeq and is a predicted model, not a curated record. NCBI's taxonomy places the organism in Eukaryota, Metazoa, Chordata, Actinopteri, Perciformes, Serranidae.
AUGACCGUGGACUCUGCGACAGUCUUUACUAAUCUUGUCUUUUUUGUCGGUGUCCAGGUCCCUGUGCCGUGUGAGGAGAAGGUGGUCCGUCUGGAGGCGCAGAUCCAGGGUCUGAAGAACGUGAUCGACGACCAGCAUCGCUACAUCCAGCAGCUUCACAACAGCCAGGCUCAGCAGCUGCAGCACAUCCCCAACUCACACCUGGGCUCUGAAAACCUCUACAGAGACUGCUCCGAGGUGUUUGCGGACGGUAAUGUGGCCAACGGGCUGUAUGUGAUACGUCCAGACGGCUCUCCCACCGCACUGAGCGUCUACUGUGACAUGAACAACGGAGGAGGAUGGACCGUUUUCCAGAGGAGGAGAGACGGCAAAGAGAGCUUUGACAGAGCAUGGGUGGAGUACAAGCACGGCUUUGGAGACCUCUUCUCCCCUGAUGGAGAAUUCUGGCUCGGCAAUGACCCUCUUCACUAUCUGACCUCACAAGGAAACUACGACCUGCGGAUCGACAUGGAGGACUUUGAGGGGAAACAGCGCUACGCAGAGUACAAGAACUUCAAAGUGGACGAUGAAAAGGACCAGUACCAGUUACAUCUGGGAGAGUACAGUGGGAACGCCGGGGACGCCCUGGGGAAGAAAUGGAUCGGUCCAGGCAUGGGGCCAAGAGGGGUCAAGUUCAGCACCUUCGACCAGCUCAAUGACGGCGACGCCGAAAACGACGCCAGGUGUAUCAGACACAGCAAGGCCGGCUGGUGGUUCAGCAGGUGUGAUUCAGGCAACUUGAACGGCCACUACUACAAAGGACCGUACCAAGCCAUGACCGAUGACGGGGUGGUGUGGUACACAUGGCACGGUUGGUGGUACUCCAUCAAAUCUGUGGUCAUGAUGAUACGAGCCUCUGACCUCGAGAAUACGCCGCCGGUCCUGGCGCCAUUUCUGGAACAACUGGACUCUGGCAAAGCGGCAGAUGACGCCAUUGAUGUUCCUCAUGCUGGAAAAGUCUAAAAGCAAGUGUGAAAGCAACAUGUCUUCUUUUUUACAUGUUUGACUUGAAGGAUAAUUUUACUACUCUUUAACUUGGACUCUAUUUUCUCAUAUUUUUGCAUCUUAGUGAGUAAUGGGGUCGUCUCUCACGAGAUUUGAGAACGAGACCUCUCAAAGAGAGAACUGUACACAGUAACAAACAUGCCAACAAAAAGUAAUUAAAAACAUUUCAUUUCUCAGUCAGACAUUUAUGCUAACAAUCUGAGCCUGUCUGGGAAAACAACCCCCUUUAAUGGAUGUAAAUUGACGCUGCACUAUUCUCUGUCAAUAUUGGACCAGUUUCAAAAAUUGUUGUCUUCAUCAGUCACUUAGACACAAAAAUAUGGCAAAAUAGAGUCCAGGUUGAAAAAUAUUGGCGUUUCCCUUUGGUUCACAUCCAUAACAGGGUGCACACUGGGUAACAUUAGUGCCAUCUCACUCAAGUCUUUACUGUUUGACUCGUUUAAAAAAGUAAACCACUGCAUUUAGUACAACAAUUAAAAUAAAACAAUGUUGCUUUAAUCUAAUGUCAUACUGUAUUUAUUGUGUCGAAAAAAAAAAACACAACAUGGUGAACUGAG